AGUGAUUGGAAACAAGGAUGACCACAAACCAGACCCAGAGCUUGCACGUUGUGAAUGGUAUUGGGAAUGGUCCCCACUCACUGGACGCUUAUACUCCUGAGGAAACACUGAAGCAAAUGGAAGAACUGAUUAAGGAGAACAAUGAGCUAAAAGAAGCCAUUAAACAAACUAACCAUGCCAUGAAAGAACGAUAUGAAGAACUUGCAACUUGGCGUGAGAAACAGAGAGAAGAACGGGAGUAUAUCCAGAAAAAGUUUGAGGAAGCCAAAAGCAAAUUAAUGGCCGCGACUGCAGAGAAUGAAGCUCUGAAGAAAAUGCAACCUCAAAAUACACAGGGAAUGUCCAAAGGUGACUUGUUCAAUGCUGGUGUGACCCCAACUCUGGUGGAACAAGAAGUUCUACAACUGAAGGCACAAAUUCACAGAUUGCAGACAGAAAAGGCUGAUUUGGUGGCCAUGAAUUCAGAGCUCCUUGUGAAGCUGGGUGCAGCAUCAUCAGAGGAUUCCUUUGUUGAAAUUCGAAUGGUGGAGGCAAUGGAAAACGCAGAGUUAAAACCAAAGGAAUUGGAGUGCCAGGGUGCAAACAGUCCUGCGAAUUAUAAGUCAAAAACUCAUGACAGUGGUGAAAAAUGUCUGUCAGAGGAGUUAACCGUCAGACAACUGCUUAACUUGUUGAGGGACAAGACUCUGAAAUUGGAAAGCCUUGAACAAGAGCUUCAGACGUGCAAGGAAAGGAUUUGCGAACUCUCCAAAGUUCCUGAAACAGCUGAUGGUGCGACACAGACUGAGGAAAGUGCAGGAGAACCGUCUUUGUCCAAUGUCAACCAGGAAUCCGAAUUAAUGCUCGUUGAUGUGAAGGAAGAGGAUAUUGAAAUGACUACUUCAUCUCCAGAUGAGGUUGAAGUAUUGAAGUCACAAGUGAUGGCACUAGUUAAAGACUUACAGGAAGCCCAGACAAAACUAGAUGAAGCUGAAGACCUGAAGAAGAUUCUACAAGAAAGAUAUCUGGAAUUGGAACAAAAGCUGGCUGGCGACCAGGUGGUUCUGGAGGAGAUGAAGCAGCUUAAAUAUUCCAAUGCAAAAUUGAAACUGCAAGUGGAAAGCUUACAAUCCGAACAAAAAAUUGAGCAGCUAAAAUUUACUGACGAGAAACUGAAAUUGGCAGAGGAAAAGAGAAAACUUACGCAGAUGCAAGCAGCCUAUGAUGAUAUGUUUAAAGAUUGCAGCAGCCUUACGAAAACUAAUGAAGAAAUGAAAAUUAAAGAGAGUACACAGACUGAGUCGCUGAAUAGACUUGUUGCUGAGCUGGAUGUGUUGAGAAGAACAAAGGAAGAAAACCAGAAAAUGCUUGAUCAGAUUGCCCAAACUGUUUCCCAGCAAGCUGAUGAGUUAAAAAUGCAGAGGAAUGCACAGAAUGCCGAUUUGGUUGACAUUUCUGCGCAGUUGGACAUGGCAGAGAAAGCCCUGGUGGAGAAGCAGGGCAAGAUCGAUGCGAUGAAGCAGACUAUUAUAAAACAGGAGGAAGAAAUGGAAACGGUGGCUGUCUUCAAAGCACAGGCUGACGUGUACAGUGCAGAUUUCCAUGCUGAGAGAGCAGCUCGAGAGGCGAUCCAUACAGAGAAGCAAUCUCUGGUUGAACGGUUGGAUGAGCUGAUGAAGGAAAACAUCCAACUGAAGGAUGAACUGGACACACUUGGCAGGCAGUCUUUGGUGGAACUCCAACGUCGCCAUGGGGGUUGUGGGCCAGUGGCUGAGAAUGAUGCAGCAUUACAGCAGCAGGGAGCUCGAGAACCCAGAAAUGCUAGUUGGGAUCCCCAAGCCCCUCUGCCAGAACAUGCUUGCCCAAAGUGUGGUCUUAUCCUGCCUGACAUCGACACCUUACAGAUCCACGUCAUGGACUGCAUCAUAUGAGCACACGAGAUACUGCGAUAGCUAUGCACACACGUCACUUGAUUCCCUUCUCCCGAGGGAUGUGGAAAGAGACAGAGAUUUAUUAAUCUUGUUAUUACAGUUAUUUUCAAAUCAUUAAAUAUGAAAGUAAUUAUGUCAUGCUAUUUUAAUAUUGUACAUUUAUAUAAGGAGCAAUCAGGAAACGUGCCAAAGGAAUGUAAUACUGCUCGUUAGAAUGUGCAAAUUGAACAUAACUAUUUUCCUGCAGUUUUGUUAAUAGAUUUACAACUACUGAAAAACUUAAAAUACUCUUAUUCUUUUCUUAAAUCUUUAAGGUUAUGUAAAACAAGUCGGCUACAUAAAGAAUUUCAUUUUGUAAGGCUGAUUCUGAAUUGUAUAUUAGUCUGCCAGUGUUUUAAAAUCAGUGAUAGUUGCAGUGACUUGGUUGUGAGAGGAAUUACACAGCCCACACUGGGGUAUCCACGAGGUAGCGUUUGUUGAGGGCGUGCAUCUGGCGUUGGAUAAAGUACAGCUGGGGUCCGCUGCAGGUGUGGGUGAGGGACACUGGGAUAUCGUUGUGCUGAACUUCCUGUGGUCAGCCUUGCAAUUUGAAGAGUGCAUUUAAAAAAUCUACUUCAACACGUUGGUGAAUGGGCUAAUUAUGCUCAGUCACAGGGUUUUAAAAUAGUGCCUGGCUGUAAAAUGGAAUGUUUGUAAAGAAUAAAAAUAAAGAGAAUAUAUCCAGUA
This is a messenger RNA of Leucoraja erinaceus (little skate), 2636 nucleotides long. RefSeq names its product optineurin (gene optn). Gene Ontology annotation, molecular function: K63-linked polyubiquitin modification-dependent protein binding. The record is from RefSeq and is a predicted model, not a curated record. Gene Ontology annotation, cellular component: cytoplasm; Golgi apparatus; nucleus. The transcript is spliced from 14 exons. NCBI's taxonomy places the organism in Eukaryota, Metazoa, Chordata, Chondrichthyes, Rajiformes, Rajidae. Gene Ontology annotation, biological process: protein localization to Golgi apparatus; Golgi ribbon formation; regulation of canonical NF-kappaB signal transduction. The coding region runs from base 18 to 1910 and encodes 630 amino acids.